Messenger RNA from Coregonus clupeaformis (lake whitefish), 1988 nucleotides. Its product is annotated as DNA-directed RNA polymerase III subunit RPC4. The record is from RefSeq and is a predicted model, not a curated record. Gene Ontology annotation, cellular component: RNA polymerase III complex. Gene Ontology annotation, molecular function: DNA binding. Gene Ontology annotation, biological process: transcription by RNA polymerase III. Bases 272 to 1462 code for a protein of 396 amino acids. The transcript has 9 exons. NCBI's taxonomy places the organism in Eukaryota, Metazoa, Chordata, Actinopteri, Salmoniformes, Salmonidae.
ACUUACAAACUCCAGUACAGUAGGUGGUGACAUGCACUUCUAACCGACCGCCAUAAUAUUAUUGAAGAAGAAGAAGAAUCCUGCGCACGUUUGAUCUAGGAAAAACACAAGAAUGUCACGUCUAGCUGUCAUGGCGCUGUACAGCAGAUAAUGCAGACUUUUUUAGGUGACCACUGACGUAAGAAAUCGCCACGGUUUUGCUUAUAGAAGGGGUGCAUUCAAUUUUAACGCAAUACUCUUGGUUUGGUGAACAUCUAAAGAAGCAAUCAGGAUGGCUGAGCAAGGCUCAAGUGACCCUGGUGGCCCUUCUCACACUCCGGCCACGCCCGGACGGAGUGGCAGGGGUUUGGUGAUGGGACGCCGGCUACCAGCUACUAUCUCUCCUGGCCGCCUCCCUUCCAUGCGCUCCAGAGACCUCACCCUGGGAGGUGUAAAAAAGAAAACCUUCACCCCUAACAUUAUUGGCCGCAAAGCUAAAGAAGAGCAGAAGGUUGAGGGUGGACAAAGGAGGGAGAGGAGGGAGAACGAUCGGGGUCGUGAGCGAGGUGGUAGGGGUCGGGGCCGGGGACGUCCAGAGGUCAUCCAGUCCCACUCCAUCUUUGAACAGGGGCCUGCAGAGAUGAUGAUUAAGAAAAGAGGUGGCUAUGAAGGUGAGAGAGAUGCACCAAGUGUGGGUCCCUCACCCAUCAUCAACAUCAAGAAGGAGAAGAGGGAGACAGAGGAAGAGACCAAAGAAAUUUUGCGCGCUCUGGAACGAGACAAUUUCCUGGACGACCCUCACCUAAGGAGUGAUGUAAGGAGCUGUCCUGUUCAGCUGCCCCUGGCUGUGUCAGGGUGGGGAUUCAAGGAGGAAAGUGAUGUGACUGAGAGAGCCUCCUUCAAACCAGACAAGACUGAAGAGGACAGUGAGGUCAUGGAUGGCACAAAUGCAGUCAAAGUGAAACAGGAGCCAGAAGAUGCUCCAGAGGUAAAGAAGAUGGAACCCACUUUCAGACCCCCUCCGCUCCCUGAGCCUGAGGUUUUACCUGAGCUGCUAGAGAGCUGGAGUCAGAGCAAAGAAGAGGAGCUGUUCUUCAUCCAGCUCCCUGACUCCCUACCAGGGCAGCCGCCAACCCAAGAGGUCAGGCCAGUGAAGACAGAGAUGCAGUCGGAGGAUGGACAGUCCAUUCUUUUGAAAACUGAAUCUCAAGAGGAGCAGCAGGAGGAAAACAGUUGCCAUCUGAGGGACCUGCAGGAGGGUCUGGUGGGACGGCUGUUGGUGCGGAAGUCUGGUCGCGUGCAGCUCAUACUGGGGCAUGUCACACUAGAUGUGGCUCUGGGAACCUCAUGUGCUUUCCUCCAGGAGCUGGUGUCAGUUGGAACAGGAGAAGGCCGGACUGGUGACUUGUCAGUGCUGGGACACAUCAAACACAAAUUGGUCUGCUCGCCAGACUUCGAAGCCCUGUUGGAGAACAGAGUAUGACGAACCAUUAAGCAAUUUCUACACUGCAGUGGGGACCUCAUCCAGAAAGACACACAGACCAUGCAGUGCUGUAUCAGGUCUAUAAGGACAGUAGUACCACAACACCCAGAUUUUUUCAGGUGGUUAAUUGGCCCUGGAAAGUUGCAGAAUGUGUAAUAUAAAGUAUUGAAACAGAUCUCCUACCACUAUUUUGUAAGAAAAGACAGCUUGUUUACAGAACAUUGUAUUUAUUUUUCUCUCUGCAGAAAGUGAUGGGAGAAGAUUCACUUUUUUGAGAUGUGUUCUAAAAAAGAUGUGCUAAGUGACUCCAAUAAAGGGAAGGUACAGUAUUCUCUACAUGAAUGUGCCAAAUUCCAAAUGUCAUAUUCCAGUGUUAUAAGCAGAUCACACUAUCAGGUCUAAGCUUGGGAGGGGUAAGUGGAAAAGUAAUAUUGCCCCUGUGGUAUCCUGCAAACACAUACCUAAAUUACUGGAUGUAAGAUUAAAUUUUACUUGGAUGUAAGAUUAAUAAAACGAACAAAGAGAA